This is a messenger RNA of Striga hermonthica, 1062 nucleotides long. Lineage: Eukaryota; Viridiplantae; Streptophyta; Magnoliopsida; Lamiales; Orobanchaceae. The record is from the annotation of a GenBank genome assembly.
AUGGCGGUUGCCGUCUCUACUUCAUCUGCCGUUCGUGGCUAUUCCUUAUCCUCAGCUCUUGGGCUAACCAAAGCCGCACAAUUCGGCGCUUAUCAGCGGCUGUGUUGGCCUCGUCUCCGAUCGACGUCCCUGAAUUUCUCUGGGCGGCGUUGUACCGUGAAGCCAUUCCAUAAGCUAAUCAGGUCAAUGGCGGAGGGGCCGAACCCGGUUGUUCCAAGUAACGAGCUUUUGGAGUGGCCGAAACAGGACAAGCGUCGUUUAUUGCACGCCGUGUAUCGUGUGGGAGACCUUGACAGGACAAUCAAGUUUUACACGGAAUGUUUCGGGAUGAAGCUCUUGAGGAAGAGGGAUAUUCCGGACGAAAAAUAUUCUAAUGCGUUUCUUGGGUUUGGCCUGGAGGACUCCCACUUUGUUUUGGAGUUGACUUAUAAUUAUGGAGUCGAUCAAUAUGACAUUGGAACUGGCUUUGGACAUUUUGCCAUUGCAACUGAAGAUGUUUACAAAUUGGUCGAGAAUGUAAAGGCAAAAGGUGGUACUGUCACUCGAGAGCCGGGCCCAGUUAAAGGUGGAAAGUCUAUUAUUGCCUUUGUCAAAGAUCCAGAUGGCUACCUUUUCGAGAUAAUUCAACGUGGGCCCACACCUGAACCUCUCUGCCAAGUGAUGCUUCGUGUUGGUGAUCUGGACCGUUCUAUCAAAUUCUAUGAGAAGGCACUAGGAAUGAAACUACUGAAGAAAACUGACCGACCAGAACAAAAGUACACGAUAGCGAUGUUGGGAUAUGCCGAAGAACAUGAGACCACUGUCUUGGAACUUACAUAUAACUAUGGUGUCACUGAAUACACCAAAGGAAAUGCAUAUGCACAGGUUGCAAUUAGCACUGAUGACGUGUAUAAGAGUGCUGAGGUUGUAAAACUUGUGACUCAGGAGUUUGGAGGAAAGAUAACUCGACAGCCAGGCCCGAUUCCUGGAAUAAACACUAAAAUCACUUCUUUCCUGGAUCCUGACGGGUGGAAAACGGUUCUGGUCGACAAUGCAGAUUUUCUGAAGGAACUUGAAGGAUAA